Messenger RNA from Striga asiatica, 327 nucleotides. NCBI's taxonomy places the organism in Eukaryota, Viridiplantae, Streptophyta, Magnoliopsida, Lamiales, Orobanchaceae. The record is from the annotation of a GenBank genome assembly.
AUGGCCCAUAUCGGCCGCGUAGCCAAUCAGGACAACCGCCACUGCCACAAGGGCAGCACCGGACGCUAUGAAAGGGACACGCCUUCCGAGCUUGUCGCUGAAGUAGCCGACAAUGGGCUGGACGAGCAGGCCCGAUAUGGGCCCAACGAUGGAGGCCCAUUGGUGGGCCACCCCAAGAAGCUGUGUGUAGGUUGGAGGGCCCACCCGAAUUGGAGCCCGGCUGCUAUGGACGCGAUUAGGAUAAUGUGUAGAGUCGACCCGCCGCCCGACCCGUUUUCGACCUCCAACAUAGUUCUUUCGUUUCGAGGAUCGUACUUGACUAUUUAA